Clunio marinus is the source of this 336-nucleotide messenger RNA. NCBI's taxonomy places the organism in Eukaryota, Metazoa, Arthropoda, Insecta, Diptera, Chironomidae. The record is from the annotation of a GenBank genome assembly.
AUGAUGCACAUAAAUAGAUCUAUUUGUAUUUGGAGCAUCAGCAGAGAAAGCUUGUUUCGACAAGUACAAGCUACAGUUGUGAAUAAUAUAACUGGAAAAAUAAAAGUGAGUAGUCAUAAAAAACCAAGUAUUGUAGAACCAAAGACCUCAUUUCCAAAAAGUAAAAAAAUUGAAAAAACAACAAAUCGCUACGACAGACGACGACGAAUUUUCAUUUCUACAUCGCUUAUAAGAUUUGGCUCGACAACAAACAUUUUUUUAAUGCACCAAAAAAAAACAUGUUUUCAUUGUUACGAUGAUGUUUAUUUAGCCAUCCAUGAUCCAGAGAAGCCAUAA